Messenger RNA from Tripterygium wilfordii, 2012 nucleotides. Its product is annotated as xyloglucan galactosyltransferase XLT2. Lineage: Eukaryota; Viridiplantae; Streptophyta; Magnoliopsida; Celastrales; Celastraceae. The transcript has a single exon. Bases 189 to 1721 code for a protein of 510 amino acids. Gene Ontology annotation, molecular function: galactosyltransferase activity. Gene Ontology annotation, biological process: xyloglucan biosynthetic process. The record is from RefSeq and is a predicted model, not a curated record.
ACAGCAGCUCUAUUCUUUACAUCUCCAUCAGACGCUAUACAAAAAACUACGAUCUUUCGCACUUCCAAACAAAUAAAACCCAGUUUAGACGGCUAUCUAUCUCUUCAAGACACUCUCACAACCACAAAAGCCCACCAUUAUUUCCGGUCAGAUUCUCGCCGAAAACCCAUAAAUUGCAGUGCAUACUGAUGCUUCCAGUAUCUAAUCUCCAUCUCAGCCUCUCAUCGUCACCGGAGCACCAGAUAAAGAAGCCUAAAACCCCACCUGAUUCGUCUGGAAAGAGCUCAUUUAAUUCCCUCAAUUCUCUCCUCCAACCUUACCUUGCCCUUCACCACCCUCGCGCAUGGCUUCUCCUCGCCAUUCUCUUCCUUCAGAUCCUCCUCCUCCUCGCUAUUCGCUCUGUUCCGUUUUCACUCCCACACCGCCGACACCAUUUUCGCUCUCCCUACACCGCGGACCCCAUCCCUACAGCUGCGGUAACAAUGAGGAUUCCUACCACAGCCACCGAUUUUGACCAAUGCGGUUCCGGUAGAGUCUUCGUUUACGACCUUCCGAGAUCGUUCAACACCGAAUUGAUCGAGAAUUGCGAUAAACUUAGCCCUUGGGGUUCUCGAUGUGAGGCCUUGUCUAAUGACGGAUUUGGCCGCGAGGCUACCGGGAUUUCUAGUGUUGUCCCCGAGAAUUUGGCUCCUGCGUGGUUUUGGACUGACCAAUUUGUGACGGAGAUCAUUUUUCACAACCGGAUUAUGAACCACAGGUGCCGGACGACUGAGCCGGAGUCUGCCACCGCAUUUUACAUUCCGUUUUACGCUGGAAUCGCCGUGGAUAAGUACUUAUGGGCCAAUUCGACUGCCAAGGAGCGCGAUAACCACUGCGAGAUGAUGUUGAACUGGUUACAGGAUCAGCCGUACUACAAGCGAUCUAACGGCUGGGAUCACUUCAUGACGAUGGGACGCAUUACAUGGGAUUUCCGGCGGUCCAAAGAAGAAGAUUGGGGUUCUGGCUGCCUCUACAAGCCAGGUAUGAGGAACAUCACUCGCCUUCUAAUAGAGCGAAACCCCUGGGACUAUUUCGAUAUCGGUGUUCCCUAUCCCACGGGAUUCCACCCCAGAUCAGAAUCCGAUGUCCUGCAAUGGCAGAAAUUUGUCCGUACGCGCAACCGGAGCAAACUGUUCUGCUUCGCGGGAGCGCCGCGGGGCAAAAUCAAGAACGAUUUUAGGGGUUUAUUGCUGAGCCACUGCCAGAACGAGUCUGAUUCGUGCCGAGUUGUGAAUUGCUCCGGAACUCGGUGCUCAAACGGGACAUCGGCGAUUCUGGAGACAUUCUUGGACUCGGAUUUCUGCCUGCAACCGAGAGGAGAUAGUUUCACUCGCAGGUCGAUUUUCGAUUGCAUGGUGGCCGGUUCGAUUCCGGUUCUUUUCUGGAAGCGAACCGCUUACUUCCAGUAUCAGUGGUUUUUACCAGGCGAACCGGAGAGUUACUCUGUAUUCAUAGACCGUAAUGCGGUGAAGAAUGGAACCUCCAUAAGAGCAGUGCUUGAGAAGUACAGCAGAGAAGAGAUUAGGAGAAUGAGAGAGAAAGUGAUUGAAUACAUACCCAAGUUAGUGUAUGCGAAGCCUCAGGAGGGUUUAGAGGGUAUUAAGGAUGCCUUCGAUGUUGCCUUCGAUGGGGUACUGAAGAGGGUGAAGGAGCAAGAGGAUUGGGGGUUCAGUAAGUGGUAAUAUGAGAUAGAAUUCGAGGGUAGAUUGGGGAAGUAAUUUAUUGCCUUGGAUGAAUUGGGUUAAAACGCAAAGAUUUGGGCUAUACCCUAUAGGUUGGUAGUAUUUCUCCUCUAUUUUACAAAUUUCAUAUUUUACUUGAUGCCAUAAUACUAUACUAGAGAUUCUUUGGAGAUGGGAAAUGGGAUCAGCGUAUCUCAUUGUACAUUGUUGUAUUUGUAUACAGUUUGAGACAUUUUAAGUUAAUAAUAAGUCGUACUUGCAUGUAGAAAUCCACGAUUGUGUGAUGAGCAA